This is a messenger RNA of Ophidiomyces ophidiicola, 852 nucleotides long. RefSeq lists its product as uncharacterized. The coding region runs from base 1 to 852 and encodes 283 amino acids. Gene Ontology annotation, biological process: translational elongation. The transcript has 5 exons. Gene Ontology annotation, cellular component: cytosol; eukaryotic translation elongation factor 1 complex. NCBI's taxonomy places the organism in Eukaryota, Fungi, Ascomycota, Eurotiomycetes, Onygenales, Onygenaceae. The record is from RefSeq and is a predicted model, not a curated record. Gene Ontology annotation, molecular function: translation elongation factor activity; guanyl-nucleotide exchange factor activity.
AUGGGUUUCGCCGACUUUUCUGCGGAUUCUGGCCUUGCCAUCGCCAACCAAUUCUUUUCCACACACAGCUAUGUUGAGGGAAAAAUUUGGUCCGUGUUUAUGAGGCGGCUUAAGACCCCGCUGAAUGACUACCCACAAAAGCGAUUUCGCACCUCUGACCUUGUUGCCCCUGUUCAGUGCCGAUUUAGCACUUUGCGAGUACGAAGCCUGACGAGCGUGACUGACGAAUGUAUUUACAGAUAUGCCCCAUCGCAGGCUGAUGUCGUGACAUACAAAGCUGUUCAGGGUGCCCCUGACGCUGCCAAAUAUCCUCAUUUCGCUCGUUGGUAUAAACACAUUACCUCGUACGAGUCGGAGCAUUCAUCCCUACCCGGAGACUCUUCUAAACCUUACACCGCAUAUGGCCCAGAGAACGCUGAUAUCCCAGUGAAUGUCAAGGCUGCCCCUGCUGCGGCUGCGGCUGAUGAUGAUGACAUGGAUCUUUUUGGCAGCGAGUCUGAGGAAGAGGACCCAGAAGUUGUAGCUGAGAGAGAGAAGAGACUGGCUGAGUACAGAGCGAAGAAGGCCGCCAAGCCCAAGCCAGCUGCUAAAUCUAUUGUUACAAUGGAAGUGAAGCCAUGGGAUGAUGAGACCGACAUGGCAGAGCUGGAGAAAAACGUCAGAGCCAUCGAAAAAGAUGGUCUUGUCUGGGGUGGCUCGAAACUCGUCCCUGUUGGCUUUGGUAUCCGGAAAUUGCAAAUCACUCUUGUCGUUGAAGAUGAGAAGAUUUCUCUCAGCGACCUCCAGGAGGAGAUCGAGGGCGAUGAAGACCAUGUCCAGUCUACUGACAUUGCUGCUAUGCAAAAACUUUGA